AUGCACUUCACCACCGCUUUCCUCACCUCUGCUGCCGCUUUGACGGCGUCAGCGCUCCCGCAGACGACUCCCGUCUCCGAGGGCACAGCAUUCGGUGUCAUCACCAUCCGCUCGGGCUCUGAGAUUCAGAACAGCGGUGUGCAAGCAGCCCGCUCGUCCCUCCUAGUAAACGCUCAGUCUCAGAACGCGUCUUGCGACGCCGAUUCCAACUUCGCAACCUUCUACAUCAAGGAUGAGGAGCUUCACCUCUACGAGAGCAAGACGUCUGCCAGGCCUCAGACUAUCUUCGUGGACCGCUCCGGAAUGGGCAUGGGCAAGAUCGGCUACGUGACCGGUGCUGAGCCCCUUGGCAAGAACUGGGAGACUAAGGGAUGGACGGUCGACAACAAUGAGCUCAAGUUCAAGGAGACUGGUAUUCAAGCUUGCCCAGGAUCCAUAGAUGGUGCCUGGUCCGUAUGGCUCCAAGGGGUGGAUAAGCCGGCUUACCUUGAGGGAUGUGUUGGCGUGACUGGGUCUGUGAUCAAGACCGACUCCCCAAUCGGCUGCUGGUAUACCGAGUAG
This is a messenger RNA of Didymosphaeria variabile, 561 nucleotides long. RefSeq lists its product as uncharacterized. The transcript has 2 exons. Lineage: Eukaryota; Fungi; Ascomycota; Dothideomycetes; Pleosporales; Didymosphaeriaceae. The record is from RefSeq and is a predicted model, not a curated record. The coding region runs from base 1 to 561 and encodes 186 amino acids.